AUGAACUUCUCUCUCCAUCUAACAGUCACAGCUUUGUGUUGUCUAGUUGUUGUGUUUGGAGGGUUACCUUUCUCUUCAGAUGCACAGCUUGAUCCAUCCUUCUACAAAACCUCUUGUCCAAAUGUCCAUUCCAUUGUACGCGAAGUUCUAAGGAACGUCUCCAAGACGGAUCCUCGUAUUCUUGCUAGUCUCAUCAGGCUUUACUUUCAUGAUUGCUUUGUUCAAGGUUGUGAUGCAUCGAUCUUGUUGAAUGAUACUUCCACAAUUGUGAGUGAACAAGGAGCUUUUCCGAAUAACAACUCAAUAAGAGGUUUAGAUGUUGUGAAUCGAAUCAAAACUGCGGUGGAAAAUGCUUGUCCUAAUACAGUUUCUUGUGCUGAUAUUCUUGCCCUCAGUGCUGAAAUUUCAUCUGUUCUGGCUCAAGGUCCUGAUUGGAAAGUUCCACUAGGAAGAAGAGAUAGUUUAACAGCAAACCAAUCACUUGCUAAUGCAAAUCUUCCAGGCCCCGCUUCCAACAUUACUACACUAAAAUCCUUCUUUUCCCGUCAAGGCCUCAACACUACUGAUCUUGUUGCACUCUCAGGUGCUCAUACGAUCGGUAGAGGUCAAUGCAAAUUCUUCGUCAAUCGAUUAUACAAUUUCAGUAGUACAGGAAAUCCUGAUCCAACUCUCAACACAACAUACUUGCAAACAUUGCAAUCAUUAUGUCCCAAUGGUGGACCGGGUACCACCCUCGCCGAUUUGGACUUAACCACUCCCGAUACAUUCGACUCGAAGUACUACUCUAAUCUUCAAGUUCAAAAGGGUUUGUUUCAGAGUGACCAAGAGUUGUUUUCGACAACGGGCUCAGACACUAUUGCCAUUGUCAAUAGCUUCAACAACAAUCAAACUCUUUUCUUUCAAAACUUUAAGGCCUCAAUGAUUAAAAUGGGUAAUAUUGGGGUGUUGACUGGAUCUCAAGGUGAAAUUAGAAAACAAUGUAACUUUGUUAAUGGGGCUUCUGCUGGACUUGAUUCAGUCGUCACUAGACAAUCGUCUCAAGAUGGUGUUAGCUCGUACUAA
Vicia faba (fava bean) is the source of this 1062-nucleotide messenger RNA. The record is from the annotation of a GenBank genome assembly. Lineage: Eukaryota; Viridiplantae; Streptophyta; Magnoliopsida; Fabales; Fabaceae.